GCGCGGAGAAGUCGCAGUGGGCGGCGCGUCGGUCGCCGGUCGCAACGCGGCGUGCCUGCCCGGCCGCGAGUGUGCGCACAGACGCGCGACGUUGCGCCAGUCGCGUCGCACCUCCGUCGCGAGUCGGUGCGCUUUUUCGUCGCAACACAACCACUGACUAGAAUUCAAAUCGUAAAUCACUCGCGUUCUCUUCAACAAUUUUUUUUUAAGCCCCUUUGUUGUUGUAGCACUUAUAAUGACGGCUAUUGAGUAAUGGCUGUAUAAUUCUGAUGCCAUAGUCGUUUUUUUUUAAGUCAUUUUGACGUUUCAUGUUUUUCGAGUAUAUAGUAAAAAUGUUGGAGUUUAAUCCGGUAUGUCUGAUAGAGGAGAUACAGAAGCGACCGGGUCUGUACAGUUCGGAAUGUCCCGCCGAUCGCGAGGAGAAGUUGGCUCUGUGGAAAGAGGUCGGGUCGUCGAUGUUCCCCGACUGGGAUACUAUUAAUAAAGCAACUGCGUACGACAGGGUACUACAACUGCAGAGGAAGUGGAGAUCCCUACGAGAUGCUUACAACAGGGAGCUAAGGGCUCGUCGCUCCGGCGUUAGGAUACACAAGAGAACGUACAGGCACUUCAAGAGAAUGAUCUUCCUGGGCGGCUAUGAGGGGCCCAUCAGCGACGGAGAUAGCGAUUCGAAAGACGAGGACGGAACCCAAGACAACAGCGGCAGCAACCCAGAGACACAGACCCCAGAGCCGAUAGAGCCACCAAAGAAAGUCAGAAGGAAAAAACGCAAGCGACAGCCCAGUUGCGAUACCUAUCCAACCCAGGAAGUCGAGAUGCCCGUGUUCCCGGUCGACAUUGACAGCACGACUGACACUGACAGUGACAAGCUGUUCCUCCUGUCAUUCUUGCCCGAGAUGAGGCAGUUGCCGGUCCAUUUAAAGAUGUGGGUUCGAUCGCAGAUCGCCAAUACGAUGCAGGAGGCGGUUACGAAUCAUUAUAACAGCACAAAAUCGUUUGGUAUGGAGCGAAGUGACAUUAAGAGACCUCGGAAAGACAGUACUGAAUAGGAUUCUUUUUAAUAUCAUUGUCGUUACGUCUGCAAUGGCAAAGACACAGCCAAACCCCUGCCUGCUGCUAGGUUUUCGAGAAAUCUAGACUGUUUUGGCUUCAUUCAUAUCACGAUUCGGUAAUUGGACAUUUAUACAGGGCGUGACGAUUCUCCGAUUACUGUACUAUAAUUAAAGAUUUGGUUUUAGUAGAAAAGAAAAUAUUUAAUAUUGUUUAAGGAA
Messenger RNA from Bombyx mori (domestic silkworm), 1271 nucleotides. RefSeq lists its product as uncharacterized. The transcript has 3 exons. Bases 309 to 1049 code for a protein of 246 amino acids. Lineage: Eukaryota; Metazoa; Arthropoda; Insecta; Lepidoptera; Bombycidae. The record is from RefSeq and is a predicted model, not a curated record. Gene Ontology annotation, cellular component: nucleus; transcription regulator complex. Gene Ontology annotation, molecular function: DNA binding. Gene Ontology annotation, biological process: regulation of transcription by RNA polymerase II.